Messenger RNA from Cygnus atratus (black swan), 957 nucleotides. RefSeq names its product SIX homeobox 3 (gene SIX3). The record is from RefSeq and is a predicted model, not a curated record. Gene Ontology annotation, cellular component: nucleus; transcription regulator complex. Bases 1 to 957 code for a protein of 318 amino acids. The transcript is spliced from 2 exons. NCBI's taxonomy places the organism in Eukaryota, Metazoa, Chordata, Aves, Anseriformes, Anatidae. Gene Ontology annotation, biological process: regulation of transcription by RNA polymerase II; eye development; brain development. Gene Ontology annotation, molecular function: DNA-binding transcription factor activity, RNA polymerase II-specific; RNA polymerase II cis-regulatory region sequence-specific DNA binding.
AUGGUGUUCAGGUCCCCGCUAGAGCUUUAUCCCACCCAUUUCUUCUUGCCAAACUUCGCCGCCGACCCGCACCACCGCUCCCUCCUUCUCGCCAGCGGCGGCGGCGGCGGCAGCGGCAGCGGCUCGGGCUGCAGCCCCGGGGCCGGCGGCGGCGGAGGCGGCAGCUCUCGGGCACCCCACGAAGAGUUGUCAAUGUUUCAGCUGCCCACCCUCAACUUCUCCCCGGAGCAAGUGGCCAGCGUCUGCGAGACGCUGGAGGAGACCGGAGACAUAGAGAGGCUGGGGAGGUUCCUCUGGUCGCUGCCGGUGGCGCCGGGGGCAUGCGAGGCCAUCAACAAGCACGAGUCCAUCCUCCGCGCCCGGGCGGUGGUGGCCUUCCACACGGGCAACUUCCGCGACCUCUACCACAUCCUGGAGAACCACAAAUUCACCAAGGAGUCCCACGGCAAGUUGCAGGCCAUGUGGCUCGAAGCGCACUACCAGGAGGCCGAGAAGCUAAGGGGUCGCCCGCUGGGUCCGGUUGAUAAAUACAGGGUGAGGAAGAAGUUUCCGCUGCCCAGGACCAUUUGGGAUGGCGAGCAGAAGACGCACUGCUUCAAGGAGAGGACUCGCAGCCUCCUGAGGGAGUGGUACCUGCAGGACCCUUACCCCAACCCCAGCAAGAAAAGGGAACUGGCUCAGGCCACGGGGCUCACUCCUACACAAGUAGGCAACUGGUUCAAAAACCGAAGGCAAAGAGACAGAGCUGCGGCAGCUAAAAACAGGCUCCAGCACCAGGCGAUAGGACAGAGCGGCAUGCGGUCGCUGGCAGAGCCCGGCUGCCCGACACACAGCUCGGCCGAGUCUCCGUCCACGGCGGCCAGCCCGACCACCAGCGUCUCCAGUUUGACAGAAAGAGCCGAGACGGGCACCUCCAUCCUCUCGGUAACCUCCAGCGACUCGGAAUGUGAUGUAUGA